This is a messenger RNA of Auxenochlorella protothecoides, 1488 nucleotides long. Its product is annotated as putative dolichyl pyrophosphate Glc1Man9GlcNAc2 alpha-1,3-glucosyltransferase. Lineage: Eukaryota; Viridiplantae; Chlorophyta; Trebouxiophyceae; Chlorellales; Chlorellaceae. The transcript has 8 exons. Gene Ontology annotation, molecular function: dolichyl pyrophosphate Glc1Man9GlcNAc2 alpha-1,3-glucosyltransferase activity. The record is from RefSeq and is a predicted model, not a curated record. Gene Ontology annotation, biological process: protein N-linked glycosylation. The coding region runs from base 1 to 1488 and encodes 495 amino acids. Gene Ontology annotation, cellular component: endoplasmic reticulum membrane.
AUGGAGUGUAGGAUGCCCAGCGUCUGGUCAAUCUUGGGACUGGCGACCGCGAUCAAGGUGCUGCUGGUACCAGCCUAUAAGAGCACGGACUUCGAGGUGCACCGCAACUGGAUGGCCAUUACCUACAGCCUGCCCACCUCUAAGUGGUACACUGAGUCGACCUCCGAGUGGACUCUGGACUACCCCCCCUUCUUUGCUUGGUUCGAGUGGGCUCUAGCGCAGGCGGCCUCCUGGGCGGACCCCGCCAUGCUGGAGGUGCCGCGCCUGAACUACGCCAGCCAUGCCACAGUGGCAUUCCAGCGUGGAAGCGUCAUCGUGAGCGAGGUGGCGCUCCUCGCGGCGGCCUGGUGGGCCUGCAGGUCCCUGGGAAGGAGAGCACAGAGCUUGGCCCUGGCUCUGGUGGCUCUGCACCCCGGCCUCAUCAUGGUGGACCACAUCCACUUCCAGUACAACGGCAUACUGCUGGGGAUCUUUGUUGCGUCUAUGGCGGCCCUGAGAGAUGGGCAGCACCUGCUGGGUGCGGCCCUCUUUGCUGUGCUCCUCAACUUCAAGCACAUCUUCCUCUAUGCCGCGCCGGUCUACUUUGUCUUCCUGCUGCGACACUACUGCAGGGGUCGCUCGGCCCCAUCCCGCUUCCUCCUGCUGGGCUGCAUCGUGGCAGCUGUGUUCCUACUUUCCAUGGGACCCUUUGUCACUCGUGGCCAGGCAGGGCAGCUCGCCAGCAGGCUGUUCCCCUUUGACCGGGGCCUGGUGCACGCCUACUGGGCCCCCAACUUCUGGGCGCUGUACGCCGCAGCAGACAAGGUGCUGGCCGCGGCUGUACGGCGCAGCGGGCGCUGGCUGCCCCCCACCGCGCGGAUGACAGGGGGCCUGGUGGGGACGGCAGCUUUCGAGGUGCUGCCACCGGUAGGCUCCAGGGCCACAGCCCUUGUGACCCUGGUGGCCAUGGCGCCCUGCCUCCUGCACACCUGGCGCUUUCCCAACCCAGCCAGGUUCCCGCAGGCUGCUCUGCACUGCACCCUGGUAUCAUUCUUCUUCGGGUACCAUGUCCAUGAGAAGGCCAUCCUCAUGGUUCUCGUGCCCGGUGCCGUCUUUGUCGUGCACGAGGCACAUCCGGCGCUUGCAAACCGGUUCUUCUUCCUGACGACGCUGGGAACCUACUCGCUCUUCCCCCUCCUCUACAGACCCGAGGAAUACAGCAUCAAGGUCUUGCUCCUCGUGCUCUACACUGCGAGCGCCCCCCAGCUGCUGAGCUGGCAGCUGGGCACGCCUUCCCGGCUGCACACCCUUCCUGGCGCCUACCUCUGGGGCUUGGUGGGGGUGGAGGCAGCUUCCAGCUGGAUCCUGCCGUACCUCCUCGGCAGCCGACUCCCCUUCCUCCCCCUGGCGCUGGUGUCCUGCUACUGUGCCGUGGGCAUGGGUGCGGCCCUCAUUUGGUCGUCAUUCUCCUAUAUAUCGCCUCCAGAACCCAAGCGUGCGCCUCAUUGA